CGGUCAGAGGAAAGUCUCAGUCAAAGGGAGAAGUCACAGAUCUGUGUCUGAGUGUGUCUCUUCUGAGCUGGAACACCUUCAUUCGCCAGGAUGUGCAGUCAUGUAGAGAGACUGGUCUUAGUCUCGUUUCUCAUCAUGACAUCAUCGCCUGUUGCAGAUGGUCAGAUCAGACUAGCUGGGUCAACAAGGUGCUCUGGAAGAGUUGAAAUCUAUCACAGUGGCUCCUGGGGAACAGUCUGUGAUGACAACUGGGACAUAAAUGAUGCUGAAGUGGUCUGCAGACAGCUGAGCUGUGGGAGAGCAGUGAGUGCCCCUUCCUCAGCACACUUUGGUCAAGGAACAGGACAAAUCUGGCUUGAUGAUGUGGCCUGUUCAGGAAGUGAAAGGUCUGUAACUGAGUGUCAGCACAGCGGAUUUGGGACACACAACUGUGGACAUGGUGAGGAUGCUGGUGUCGUCUGUUCAGUUGGUCAAAUCAGAUUAGUCGGGUCAACUCGGUGCUCUGGAAGAGUUGAACUCUAUCAAAAUGGCUCCUGGGGAACAGUUUGUGAUGAUGACUGGGGUAUGAAUGAUGCUGAAGUGGUCUGCAGACAGCUGGGCUGUGGGGCGGCAGUGAGUGCCCCUUCAUCAGCUCACUUUGGUCAAGGAACUGGACGAAUCUGGCUUGAUGAUGUGGCCUGUUCAGGAAGUGAAAUUUAUUUGAUUCAGUGUCAACACAGAGGAUUUGGGACACACAACUGUGGACAUGGUGAGGAUGCUGGUGUCAUUUGUUCAGUGAUCCUUCCAAAGCCCAGCAUCUCCAUGAGUCCUGUUGGGGAGGUGACCUGGGGUCAAAACGUUAGCAUCACUUGUUCAAUCUCAACUCAGCAUUUAGGUGGAACAUUCACUCUGCAGCAGAUCUCAGGCUCAUUCAGGAAGACCCAAACAUCGAGUAGAAACUCUGCUACCUUCAAUAUCCCUCAAGUGAACUUCAACAAUGAGGGAUCGUACCAGUGUCAAUAUCAGACAAGGGUUUCAAGUCGAGACUUCAGCUCACCCCAAAGUAAUUCUGUCAGAAUAUCUGUGACUGUGAUCUUCCCAAAGCCCAGCAUCUCCAUGAUUCCUGUUGGGGAGGUGACCUGGGGUCAAGACGUUAGCAUCACUUGUUCAAUCUCAACUCAGCAUUUAGGUGGAACAUUCACCCUACAGCAGAUCUCAGGCUCAUUCAGGAAGACCCAAACAUCGAGUAGAAACUCUGCUGCCUUCAAUAUCCCUCAAUUGACUUUCAGUAAUGAGGGGUCAUAUCAGUGUCAGUAUCAGACAAGGGUUUCAAGUCGAGACUUCAGCUCACCCCAGAGUAAUUCUGUCAGAAUAUCUGUGACUGUGAUCCUUCCAAAGCCCAGCAUCUCCAUGUUUCCUGUUGGGGAGGUGACCUGGGGUCAAGACAUUAGCAUCACUUGUUCAAUCUCAACUCAGCAUUUAGGUGGAACGUUCACUCUGCAGCAGAUCUCAGGCUCCUUCAGGAAGACCCAAAUAUCGAGUAGAAACUCUGCUACCUUCAAUAUCCCUCAAGUGAACUUCAACAAUGAGGGAUCGUACCAGUGUCAGUAUCAGACAAGGAUUUCAAGUCGAGAUUUCAGCUCACCCCAAAGUAAUUCUGUCAGAAUAUCUGUGACUGUGAUUCUUCCAAAGCCCAGCAUCUCCAUGAUUCCUGUUGGGGAGGUGACCUGGGGUCAAGACAUUAGCAUCACUUGUUCAAUCUCAACUCAGCAUUUAGGUGGAACAUUCACUCUGCAGCAGAUCUCAGGCUCAUUCAGGAAGACCCAAAUCUCGAGUACAAGCGCUGCUACCUUUAGUAUCCCUCAAGUGAACUUCAACAAUGAGGGAUCGUACCAGUGUCAGUAUCAGACAAGGAUUUCAAGUCGAAACUUUAGCUCACCCCAAAGUAAUUCUGUCAGAAUAUCUGUGACUGUGAUCCUCCCAAAGCCCAGCAUCUCCGUGAUUCCUGUUGGGGAGGUGACCUGGGGUCAAGACGUUAGCAUCACUUGUUCAAUCUCAACUCAGCAUUUAGGUGGAACAUUCACUCUACAGCAGAUCUCAGGCUCAUACAGGAAGACCCAAACAUCGAGUAGAAACUCUGCGACUUUCAAUAUCCCUCAAGUGACCUUCAAUAAUGAGGGAUCGUACCAGUGUCACUAUCAGACAAGGGUUUCAAGUCGAGGCUUCAGUUCACCGCAGAGUGACUCUAUCAGACUCUCUCUUACUGUGACCCUUCCAAAGCCCAGCAUCUCCAUGGUUCCUCUUGGGGAGGUGACCUGGGGACAAGAUAUUAGCAUCACUUGUUCAAUCUCAACUCAGCAUUUAGGUGGAACAUUCACUCUGCAGCAGAUCUCAGGCUCAUUCAGGAAGACCCAAACUUCGAGUAGAAACUCCGCUACCUUCAAUAUCCCUCAAGUGAACUUCAACAAUGAGGGAUCGUACCAGUGUCAGUAUCAGACAAGGAUUUCAAAUGAAGACUUCAGAUCCCCACAAAGUGACCCUGUCAGAGUUUCUCUUACUGUGAUCCUUCCAAAGCCCAGCAUCUCCAUGAUUCCUGUUGGGGAGGUGACCUGGGGUCAAGACGUUAGCAUCACUUGUUUGAUCUCAACUCAGCAUUUAGGCGGAACGUUCACCCUGCAACAGAUCUCGGGCUCAUUCAGAAAGACCCAAACAUCGAGUACAAACUCUGCUACAUUCAAUAUCACCCAAGUGACCUUCAAUAAUGAGGGAUCGUACCGGUGUCAGUAUCAGACAAGGGUUUCAAGUCGAGACUUCAGUUCGUCCCAAAGUGACCCUGUCAGACUCUCUCUCACUGUGACCCUUCCAAAGCCCAGCAUCUCCAUGGUUCCUGUUGGGGAGGUGACCUGGGGUCAAGACGUUAGCAUCGCUUGUUCAAUCUCAACUCAGCAUUUAGGUGGAACAUUCACUCUGCAGCAGAUCUCAGGCUCAUUCAGGAAGACCCAAAUAUCGAAUAGAAACUCUGCUACCUUCAGUAUCCCUCAAGUGAACUUCAACAAUGAGGGAUCGUACCAGUGUCAGUAUCAGACAAGGGUUUCAAGUCAGGACUUCAGAUCCCCACAAAGUGACCCUGUCAGAGUUUCUCUUACUGUGACCCUCCCAAAGCCCAGCAUCUCCAUGUUUCCUGUUGGGGAGGUGACCUGGGGCCAAGACAUUAGCAUCACUUGUUCAAUCUCAACUCAGCAUUUAGGUGGAACAUUCACUCUGCAGCAGAUCUCAGGCUCAUACAGGAAGACCCAAACAUCAAGUACAAACUCUGCUACUUUCAAUAUCACCCAAGUGAACUUCAACAAUGAGGGAUCGUACCAGUGUCAAUAUCAGACAAGGGUUUCAAGUCGAGGCUUCAGCUCACCCCAAAGUGACCCUGUCAGACUCUCUCUCACUGUGAUCCUUCCAAAGCCCAGCAUCUCCAUGUUUCCUGUUGGGGAGGUGACCUGGGGUCAAGACAUUAGCAUCACUUGUUCAAUCUCAACUCAGCAUUUAGGCGGAACGUUCACUCUGCAGCAGAUCUCAGGCUCAUUCAGGAAGACCCAAAUCUCGAGUACAAGCGCUGCUACCUUUAGUAUCCCUCAAGUGAACUUCAACAAUGAGGGAUCGUACCAGUGUCAGUAUCAGACAAGGAUUUCAAGUCGAGAUUUCAGCUCACCCCAAAGUAAUUCUGUCAGAAUAUCUGUGACUGUUAUCUUCCCAAAGCCCAGCAUCUCCAUGAUUCCUGUUGGGGAGGUGACCUGGGGUCAAGAUAUUAGCAUCACUUGUUCAAUCUCAACUCAGCAUUUAGGCGGAACAUUCACUCUGCAGCAGAUCUCAGGCUCAUUCAGGAAGACCCAAAUCUCGAGUAGAAACUCCGCUACCUUCAAUAUCCCUCAAGUGAACUUCAACAAUGAGGGAUCGUACCAGUGUCAGUAUCAGACAAGCAUUUCAAGUCGAGACUUCGGCUCACCCCAAAGUAAUUCUGUCAGAAUAUCUGUGACUGUGAUCCUCCCAAAGCCCAGCAUCUCCAUGAUUCCUGUUGGGGAGGUGACCUGGGGUCAAGACGUUAGCAUCACUUGUUCAAUCUCAACUCAGCAUUUAGGUGGAACAUUCACUCUACAGCAGAUCUCAGGCUCAUACAGGAAGACCCAAACAUCGAGUAGAAACUCUGCGACUUUCAAUAUCCCUCAAGUGACCUUCAAUAAUGAGGGAUCGUACCAGUGUCACUAUCAGACAAGGGUUUCAAGUCGAGGCUUCAGUUCACCGCAGAGUGACUCUAUCAGACUCUCUCUUACUGUGACCCUUCCAAAGCCCAGCAUCUCCAUGGUUUCUCUUGGGGAGGUGACCUGGGGACAAGAUAUUAGCAUCACUUGUUCAAUCUCAACUCAGCAUUUAGGUGGAACAUUCACUCUGCAGCAGAUCUCAGGCUCAUUCAGGAAGACCCAAAUAUCGAGUAGAAACUUCGCUACCUUCAAUAUCCCUCAAGUGAACUUCAACAAUGAGGGAUCGUACCAGUGUCAGUAUCAGACAAGGAUUUCAAAUGAAGACUUCAGAUCCCCACAAAGUGACCCUGUCAGAGUUUCUCUUACUGUGACCCUCCCAAAGCCCAGCAUCUCCAUGUUUCCUGUUGGGGAGGUGACCUGGGGCCAAGACAUUAGCAUCACUUGUUCAAUCUCAACUCAGCAUUUAGGUGGAACGUUCACCCUGCAACAGAUCUCAGGCUCAUUCAGAAAGACCCAAACAUCAAGUACAAACUCUGCUACUUUCAAUAUCACCCAAGUGACCUUCAAUAAUGAGGGAUCGUACCGGUGUCAGUAUCAGACAAGGGUUUCAAGUCGAGACUUCAGUUCGUCCCAAAGUGACCCUGUCAGACUCUCUCUCACUGUGACACUGCAGCAGCCCAGCAUCUCCCUGGCAUCUCCUAGCACAGGGCUGGUUUGGGGUCCUGAAGGUGCAGAGGUCAUGAGAGGUGACAACUUUAGCUUCACCUGCUCCAUUUCCUCAAGCUAUCCUGGAGGGGUUUUCUCUCUCAUCUUCUCUGGCUCCAACAUCACCAACACCCAGCCAGCUGUCAAUAACUCAGCCUCCUUCAGCUUUCCUAUAGCUGACUAUGAACACCAGGGCAACUACAGCUGUGUGUAUGAGGUCAUAGUGUCCUCAAGGAAAUUCACCUCAACCUUCACAGCAAUGAGUGUCACCAUUACAAAGGCUGGAUUGAAGCUGCGUUUAAUGGCUGUGAUGGUGCUUGGCUCAGUCUCUCUACCUCUGCUGCUGCUCGUGCUGGUCUUGCCUGUGGUCUUUCUGGUCUUCAGGAGAAGGAAACAAGCCAGGAUGCCUGAAGACCUCGUCCGAUUUCAAAUGAUUUCGAAUAAUUACACCAUCGAUGGUGCAGAAGAGGAUCACUAUAUCAGUUUUAAUCAGGACGACACAAAGAUGAGGGGGGAUGAAGCACAAAAUGUGGAAAGAGCUGAGUGUGAAGAGGAUCGUGAUCAUCAGCAGAGUGAAAAAUAUAAUGAUAAGGGUGCCAACUUUUAAUUUUCAGUUGGAGCGGAAGGUGGGAGAGCUUGAAAGGCCCUGUAAAUAUUCUAUUAACAUCAACGUCCCACAACAUAAUAAUAUUUGUAAUAAUUCAUUAGUAAUUAUCCGUCCAAAUUUGCUCUGUGUUGCUUACAAAAAUGUUUUACUUUAUAAGCUAAUCAUAUUAUCGCAUUGUUGUUGUUCUUCUUCUUCUCUUAAAUAAGUGUUGAACUGUAUUUAAAGGGCCAGUUUGUAAAAAAUUGUUAUUGGGCACCCCUGCUCUAACAUUCCUAAUAUCAUUUUUAUGCUGAUGAUACUGGUUUGCAUUACUAUUGUUUUCAGUGACUUUUCAACAAGACAGUUUUAAGGCUUUAAAGUACCAAACUGUUCUAUUCUGGAAAAAAAAAUAACAGCAUCUCUAAAAAAUCCCAUAUAGUUGUGUUCUAAUAAUGUUGAUUUAAGUACCUAUCCUGUUGUGUUUAAGAUUCUCCUUUUUAACCUUUUCACUUUUUUUUUCAUUUUAAAUUUUUUUGGUUAUUUUUUGUGUUGUGCAUAGCACAGUGAGUUUCUCGUGUGGGGCCACAAUAUAUAUAUAUAUAUGCGCUCAUAAAAAAAAACAUUGUCGUGAUUAAAAUAAAACCACUAAUUUCAACAGUU
Molecule: messenger RNA, 6180 nt
Organism: Archocentrus centrarchus (flier cichlid)
Lineage: Eukaryota; Metazoa; Chordata; Actinopteri; Cichliformes; Cichlidae
Product: immunoglobulin superfamily member 1-like
Exons: 22
Coding region: 91-5541 (1816 amino acids)
Biological process (GO): immune response-regulating signaling pathway
Cellular component (GO): membrane
Source: RefSeq, a predicted model, not a curated record